Molecule: messenger RNA, 896 nt
Organism: Mangifera indica (mango)
Lineage: Eukaryota; Viridiplantae; Streptophyta; Magnoliopsida; Sapindales; Anacardiaceae
Product: 21 kDa protein-like
Exons: 1
Coding region: 51-701 (216 amino acids)
Biological process (GO): negative regulation of catalytic activity
Molecular function (GO): enzyme inhibitor activity
Source: RefSeq, a predicted model, not a curated record
AGGCACCGCUCUCAGUAUCGCAGAGUUUCUCAAGACACAAACCAAAAGCUAUGCAGAAAAAUACUUCACAUCCUUUCUUCCUUCCCCUAUUAUUCCUUUUAUCUCUCCAUUCAAUCUCGGCCCUUAAUCUCAAUCCGAUGCCAUCCGUAGAUUUCAUCCCCAACCCCGGCUCAGAUUUCAUCCGCACCAGCUGCAACGCCACUGUCUACCCCGACCUCUGCUACGCCUCCUUGAAAGGGUACUCCAGUUCAGUCCAGGAGGACCCUUCGCUGCUGGCUUGCGUCGCCAUCGGCGUCAGCUUGAAGAAGACGAAAGCAAUGGCGGCCUACGUCGCCAACCUGAAUCGCGAGGCCGAUUACAACUCCGACCCCCGGGCGUCGUCGGCUCUAUACGACUGCCAGUCGAACUUCGGCCACGCUGUCGACGAGAUCCAUGGAUCGCUGAAACAGAUGCGCCACCUCCUCGCGGCGGGAGGCUCGAAGGAGAGCCUAAGGUUCCUGAUGAGUAAUGUGCAGAAGUGGAUGAGCGCCGCGUUGACGGACCAGGAGACGUGCACGGACCGUUUCGAUGACGUGGCGGACGGGCCGGUGAAGGCGGACGUUGUUGAUAGGGCGGCGUAUGUGAAAAAGCUGACGAGCAAUGCGCUUGCCUUGUUUAAUAGUUUUGUUGAAAAAUGUUGGGGUAAGAGAACACAUUGUUGACACUCUUAUCUGAGUCCUAGCCCUCAUGAGGCCAUCAAGGGAAUUGACUGAUGAUCAAAUGAUGGGUGGUUUUGGACCGUUGGAUGUUGGUGAGUAUAAGAUGAUCAAAGGUAAGAUGCCAUUGCUUAAUUCCCAAAAUGAAUGUAAAAACAAGGAAUAAUAAAAUGGUGCUUUUUGGCACGAUGCUUAGGGUUC